Didymodactylos carnosus is the source of this 136-nucleotide messenger RNA. NCBI's taxonomy places the organism in Eukaryota, Metazoa, Rotifera, Eurotatoria, Philodinida, Philodinidae. The record is from the annotation of a GenBank genome assembly.
UCAACAGUCGCUGGAACAAUUAUUGUCACAAUGUACAUUAGCGCAACAAUCAAUGGAAUAUGAACCGAUAUCUGAUGAUGAACUGGCGGUUGUUCAUGUACGAGAUGAACGGCCGUCAGUAGUGGAAAUUAUGUAA